Molecule: messenger RNA, 411 nt
Organism: Rotaria sp. Silwood1
Lineage: Eukaryota; Metazoa; Rotifera; Eurotatoria; Philodinida; Philodinidae
Source: the annotation of a GenBank genome assembly
AUGGCGAAUGAUCAAUGGAUUUCAAUCGUCGAUUAUUUACAGUCUGACGCAGAUUUUAAUUAUAAAAAUUUUGCAACUAUCCGUAGCCAAUAUCAACAAGAAUGUGGUGGAUCAUUUCCUUCAUUGACUAACGAAGCUGCACUUAAAAAAGUAGCACAACAACUUAAAAUCAAAAUCGAUACUGAUGCCAAUUUUGAAUUAUUAUGUGAUUGUGUCAUAUCUUCAAAUGCAGAUGAUUCUCAAUUAGUAGUACAGAGUAGACUAAAUGGUGCAAUACAACCACAGCAUAGGGCAACUGUGGAAAAAUCAAAUAGUUUUUCUUCAAAAACAGAUUCAGUUACUACUGUCAAUAAAGGUAUAAAGAAAGAAUUUUUCAAUUUACGUUUUUACAGAAACAAAUAUUUUCCAUAA